UCCCCUGUUAUUCUCUCUCUUUUGCUUCAAUCAGUACCCUUUCAUGGCUUCUUCUUCCUCUUCUCCUCCAAUGAAGUAUCAAGUUUUCUUGAGCUUUAGGGGUGAAGACACACGUCUUAACUUCACCUCUCAUCUACACCAAGCUUUAAAGGGGAAGGGAUUUGGUGUCUUCUUCGAUGAAGAAGAAUUGGAAAGAGGGGAGCGUAUUUCACCAGCACUUUCUCGAGCAAUCGAAGCAUCGAGACUCUCCAUCAUCGUUUUGUCUAAAGACUACGCUUCUUCAAAAUCAUGCUUGGCUGAACUCUCUGAUAUCAUGGACCGCAAGAAAACUCAUGGUCAAAUUGUUCUUCCCAUCUUUUAUCAUGUUGAUCCCUCUGACGUUCGGAAUUUUGGUGGCAGUUUCAAAGCAUCCUUUGAUGUCCAUGAAUCAGAUAGGCCUCGUGAUGAAGUGAAGCGAUGGAAAGCGGCCUUUGCUGAAGCCGGUAAAUUAAAAGGGUGGCAUAUAGCUGGAGUCCAAUUUGACAAGUAAACUAUAUUUUUACUC
Hibiscus syriacus is the source of this 544-nucleotide messenger RNA. Its product is annotated as disease resistance protein RPV1-like. The record is from RefSeq and is a predicted model, not a curated record. Gene Ontology annotation, biological process: signal transduction. Lineage: Eukaryota; Viridiplantae; Streptophyta; Magnoliopsida; Malvales; Malvaceae. The transcript has a single exon. Bases 44 to 529 code for a protein of 161 amino acids.